Molecule: messenger RNA, 8007 nt
Organism: Cladocopium goreaui
Lineage: Eukaryota; Dinophyceae; Suessiales; Symbiodiniaceae
Source: the annotation of a GenBank genome assembly
UGUGAAACGCAUCCACCAAUGUGGAUACUUGAAAUCGAGUCUCCCACUAUCAUUUUUGACUUCCGGAGCCUCAGGGAACUGCGCGGCAUUCCUUGCAGAUGAUACAGAGGAGGAUAGAUUUUGGCCUUUCAGCCAAGCACUAUCACUUUCCCAGCAAUUAUGUGUCCACGACUCGCUACAAGCUCUGGACAAUCGUACCAUUGAAUCUCUUUGAGCAGUUUCACCGAUUUGCGAACAUUUGGUUUUUGAUUGUGUCUACUUUGCAGAUGUUGCCAUUCAAGAUCUCGCCAACUACAUCUUGGGCUACAUUGGUGCCAUUGGUGGGCGUUCUUUUUGUGACAUUUUGUAAAGAUGCCUAUGAAGACCUGAAAAGAUGGCGAGAUGACUGUCGUGUGAACAAUCAAACCUGCAAGGUUUCUGAGACCUCUGAGGAAAGUACGUUCAAAACAGUCAGGUGGUCGGAAGUGCAAGUUGGUAGCUUCUUGAAGUUACAGCGCGACCAGCCUGUGCCUGCUGAUUUGUUGCUUUUAUUCUCAAGUGCCGGCGGCGGUGCGUUUGUAGACACUGCCCAGCUGGAUGGGGAAUCUGCCUUGAAGCCCAAGCAGGUGGUCGACGAGACUCAGCACAUGAUCAGCCAUAAUAGUGGAGUGGAGGGGCACCUUGAAGCUGAUUUGCCUAACGAGCUGGUGACGAAGUUUGAUGGAUGCUUGUACCUGAAGGGUUAUCCACGGGGAACUCCCGUGCAUCUCAAAAACUUGCUGUUGCGCGGCUCAACUGUACGGAACACCGCCUACGUCAUUGGCUUGGUGGUAUACACAGGUUCAGAUACGAAAAUGGUCAGAAACUCCUCCAGAUCCUUGACUUCCAAAAGGUCUCAAGUAGAAUUAUUGUCCAACAAGCUUUUGGCAAUCAUUUUCCUGCUGCUUUUUCUGAUUUCCAUCGGUUCAGCUAUAGCACGGGCCUGCUUCAUCGCAGAUGAGAAGGGCUUCGCAAACCUUUCCUGGGUUUGGCCUCUUACUGGUGGAAAUGGCUUGCAAGACAACCGGUACAUGGCAAUCCUGACUUUUCUCAUUGGAUACAACAAUUUAAUUCCCAUCAGCCUCUACAUGACCACGGACUUGGUUCGUGCGAUGCAAGCCUGUGUCAUGGAGUUAGACGAAAGCAUGUAUGACAGAGAGGCUGAUGUAGCUUGCAAGGUUCGAAGCUCAGGAUUGUGCGAGGACUUAGGGCAAGUUGACUUUGUGCUCUCAGACAAGACGGGCACCCUGACUCAAAACAAGAUGUGCUUCAAAGCUUGCUAUGUCGAUGGUCAAGUCUAUGGCUAUUGGACAGAAGUCCCAAGGGAUUCUGAAGUCGAAGAUCCAGGUGAGCAAAGUGUGAAUCUCCUGGGCCAUCCCAGCAAUCGCAUCGAGAGGGUGCCUCCUCACAGUAUUUGCAUGCCGCUUAGCCCAGUGCUUUGGAAUGUUGCUUGUGACUCAGACCCAGUGGAUGAUGAGCUUAUCCCAUUGCCUGCUGAAGGCUCAACAGUUCAGAAUUUCUUUCUAUGUUUGGCCACAUGUCAUGAAGCUGUGCCCGAAAGGAAGGGAAGCACUGGACAAAACGCGGCGAGAACAACAAAUACAAUUGUUGAUAUUCAGUAUGACUUAGAUUAUGCAUUGCAACAUGAUCCUGGGAUGGUCAAUUUGCACCUGGAAAGUGACAUACAACAACGACAACGGCUGGUGGAGGAAGCUCAAAAUACGGUUUUUCGGAGUCCAUCUCCUGACGAGGAGGCUUUGCUGGCAAUGGCUCGUGAUUUUGGCUUCUUCUUUCAAAAAAAGGAGGGAAAUCAGAUCACCAUCAACGUUCGAGGCGAGGAGAUCGUUUUUACGGUGCUCUUGGUGAACGAGUUCUCCUCGGAACGGAAGCGAAUGUCUGUGCUGGUGCAUCGAGCGAAUGAGUCCUAUGAUCCCGAUCUGUUGGCCAAGCCGGCAGCGGCGCUGUCCUCCAUGGAGGGUUUGCAGUUGGAAGCGGGACAAUUUCUGCUCUUUGCGAAGGGCGCCGACAGCGUGAUGAUGGAACGUAUAACGUCUGGAAGAGGUGGAGGGCAGCGUCUGCCUUCAGAGAAUGACUUUGUCCCAGACAAACGGGGCCUUGGAGCAAGCGACGGACAGCAGUCUUCGGGGCUGCUGAAUUUCCGAGGUGGGCCAGGAGAGAUGCCCAAACCCGUGCCAGUUGCACCUAAAGAGCCAGCUCCUUUGCUGCAACUGCCAGACCUUGCGGCGGCACAUGCUACCGUGAAAAGCAGGAGCCUCAGCAUUUUCUCCAGCGAAAAUUCAGCCAGCCAUGCUGGAAUGGUGAGUUGGACUGGAAAGGCUUUCAUGGGUCACAGUGAGAGUAUAGCUUCCAUGCCAGCAGUGGUGGAACUCAAGCAGCAGAAGAAGCUCAAGUUUGCUCGUGACCAUUUGCGUCAUUUCUCCCAUCAUGGUUUGCGGACCCUGGUUUGCGGAUACAGAGAGUUGUCAGACACAGAGGCCAGACGUUUCGUAAAGGAACAUGGGAUUGCAAAAACAUCUUUGUUCAAUCGCGAGGAGAAGGUGUCCCAGGUGGUUGAUGAGAUGGAAAGAGGCUUCUCCCUGCUUGGAGUCACUGCUGUCGAGGACAAGAUUCAGGUCGGCGUUCCAGAGACUGUGAAAAUGCUACUUGACGGGGGGAUCCGAGUGUGGAUGCUCACAGGUGACAGCGUAGAAACGGCUGUGAACAUUGCUGGGGUCUGCCGGCUGGUUCCGCCGCAGUGCAAGCUCUUCUACUUAACAUUUGAAGCUGACAAGACCAAGGAUGACCCAAAGGAUGAACUUGCAGGAAAGCUGAGGAAAAUCCUUGACACAAUCACAGAGUCAGAAGCCGACGGGUCAAAAGGACUCACCUUCAGCUUGGUGAUCAAUGGAACAGCCCUGUACGCCAUUUUGGAUGAAGGAAGUGCCAGCACCGCUUCUAUGAAGCGCUUGUUCGCCACCGUAGCCUGCAAUUCUUGCUCAGUGAUUGCUUGUAGACUUGCACCAGCACAGAAGGCAGCUUUGGUGGAGCUUCUUCAAAAGGGUAUUCCAGGCAACCCUUUAACUCUGGCAGUGGGUGAUGGCGGCAACGACGUCAGCAUGAUCCAAAAAGCCCAUGUGGGCGUUGGAAUCUACGGGGCCGAGGGCCGGGAAGCCGUGAACGCCUCGGACUUUGCCAUCGGACAAUUCCGCUUUCUCAGGUCUCUUCUGUUCCUGCAUGGCCGUUCGAACAUUCGCCGCAUCGGCAUUGUGAUUGGCUACUCCUUUUACAAGAACUUUUUGCUGGUGAUUUGUAUGGCUUGUUACGCGCCCUGGAAUGGUUUGAGCGGCACAACCUUCUAUGACUCCUACCUGAUCAUGAUGUACAACAUGGUCUUCACGAGCAUUCCAAUUUUCAUCGUGGGGAGCUUGGACGUGGACAUCUAUGCUCCAGGUGCUUUUGCUUUGCCCAAGCUUUACUUAUUUGGAGUGAACAAGGUUUACUUUAACUAUCGCAUGUUGGUUGCCUGGCUUUUCCGGGGAAUUGUGCAUGCUCUCGUGAAUUUCUGUGCGGCUGUGUUCCUCUUGGGCGGUUUGCUUGGUAAUGGUGACCACUUCCCGGACUACCUGUCACUGGGCACCUGGUCCUAUUGGAGCUGUGUUGUGGUGGCCAACUCUACCCUGUUGUUGCAUUCGCAGGUAUGGAUGGACUGGCAGAUCUUCAUUGCAAUGUUAUCAGUGAUGCUCUUUCCGCCGAUCCUCUUCAUCUAUUCCUCUCCUGCUGCAUCCAACUUGUUCAAUCCUUCUUUCCAUGAUGUUGCGUUCAACCUUUUCCAGUCUCUUCCAGGAUGGCUUUGUUUGGUGCUGGUGCUAGCACUCUCUGUUCUUGUGGAGCUGGCGAUGGAUUCUUGGCGCCGUGUCAAGCGACCAGACAUGAUAACACGAGUUCAGGAAGUGCAGGGCAAAAAGAGCGACAAGGUCAAAAAGAUCGCACCACAGCAGCCAAGCGCUUCCAAGACGGCGGGACCCAUCGACUCGCUCGGUCUGCAAACUGAGCCGGAUAAAACGAUCCCAAGCAACCUGGGAAGCAGCCCAAGUUUUUUUUCUGCCCCAGCCAUUGCGCCCAUGACAAUCAAAAGCCCUGUGAGCCCCUCCACUCUCAGUCCCUCCGCUGCUGUGCUCAACCCUUUCAGCACAAAUCAGUUCACGCGAACAGGCUUGGACAUGGUGCAAAAGAUUGAGCGCUUGCAACAGUUGUACCCUGCAACAUUGGUCAGUUCCCUUCCAUGGUCCUAUAAGCAGGACAGCUAUGACGUCGAAGAAUAUCGAGCUGAGGCCGCCUUACUGCGAGCUCAUGCCGGAAAUGCUUGGCACCCACCGGUGAAGCAGCCGGGCCUGCGACUGCUUUAUGAAGCACUGUGGUGGCUGCAGGGUGAGGGCCCGGCGGACGGAGCAGGGGCACUUCAGACUCUGAAGGAUUUGAGCUACGGCCGCCUGAGCUUGGCAGCCAGGUGGCGGGCGCGUCUGAAUCAUUUGCAGUGGUGCCAAAUUGUCCUUAUGUUUGACGAUCUGGACAAGGAGACCCCUGUGGAAGCGGCCAAAUCCCAGGCUUCCGAUGAUGUGGCAAGCAAGUUAUCUAAGAAAACUGGGAUGCAGAAAGAGCUGCUGCAUCUUGAUCACUUGGCUUCGCUGACCCGGGAACAGUCCUUUCGGCUGUCCACCUGGGGGCCCAAAGAGGCGCCCACCCGGGCGUCCAACACCCGGCGCUACACCACAGACUUUGAGUACAAUAUCAUCAACCUGCAGUUCCGCUCAAACUUCCAUGAGGAGGCAUUUCGGAGAUACUUUGACGAAGGAAGCAGGAAACACUUCUUUGUCUCUGUCCGAGCGGUCACGUGGGUCAUUGUGGUGGGUUUCCAAGUGGCGAAACUGGUAGCACUGGUGGCAACACCGCUCAGAGAAGGGAAAGAACCAGGGGAGAAAACACAGGAAAUUCUUCAAACUUGCUUGGUCAUUGUUGCCUCCAUUGUUGGCUAUCAAAUUGUGCUCCUGCCUUUGCGUAUCGAGGGCUUCAAGGCAGUGCAACCAUAUGUAGCCACCGCAGCUUGCAUCCUGAUUUUGGGGAAGCACGUCUAUGAAACCAUCACCCGUCUCCAUGGUGAAGUCUCGGAUGCAAUCAUGCCUCUUUUCUUAGUUGCUGGGGUGCGGAUGAGAUUUCCCGCGAUGAUUUUGGUGCUGUGUUUGCACAUGCUGGUCCUCUUGGUCUACAACACCUUCCUUUUGAGUGAAGACAGUUGCGUAACUGGCUCUGGAGAAGCAAAGGUCUCAGUUUGCGAUAGUAACAAUAUCCUCCGGGGUGAGUACAGCGUGAUCCAAUUCAAUGUAGUGCUCAUUGUGGUUGUCUAUACCUAUGUCUCGGAACGCUUCGCCCGCUUCAACUUUGCUUGGGGUGACAUGAUCAGCUCAGCUCGCAGCUCGGAUCGAGAUAUCCUCAAAGGGAUGUAUCCGGAAGAUGUGGUCGAAGCAGUCCGGACUAGUUUCCUGAAGAAUCAGGGUGCCGCUGAAGCGAACACUUCAGUGUCUUCCACUGAAACCAUUUUUCAAGAUCGGGGCAUCGUGACUGUGGUCUUCAUCGACAUCUAUGACUUCGGAAAGGUGGUUGCAGGUUUACAUCCCUGUGACCUUGUGAUGAUGCUGGACCGGGUCUUUUCCUUGAUGGACAAGGUUUGUCAGGAGCACGGAGUGGUGAAGAUCGAGACAGUCGGCAAAACCUUCAUGUUCGCAGGCCUUGGGGAGGAAGGAUGCAAAGAAGCGGCCCUACAGGUCCAAGCGGUCAAGUGUUUAGAGACUGCUUGGGCCAUUUUGCAGCAAUUCACCAGGUCUAGUUUGGGACUGGAUGGAAGAUUGCACAUUGAAAAGCUUCAUUUGAAGAUUGGCAUCAACACAGGGAAUGUGAUCAGUGGAGUAGUAGGCUCCCAAAAGCCGCAGUUUGCCCUCUUUGGAGACACGAUCAACACAGCUUCAAGGAUGAUGAGUACUGGAGAGGUAGACCGAAUCCACGUGUCCAGCGAAACUUACGAGUUGGUUCGCCAUCAACGCUCCUUCUAUUGGCACCAGCAGGAGAUUUUUGCCAAAGGCAAAGGCAUGAUGACAACUUAUCUGCUUGAGAAAGGAACCCCAACCAUGGCUGAAACUUUGGCCGUCCCCAGGCAGUUGGAUGCUGGGGAUGGAUCUCAGGAUGCUGAUGGCAAUCCUCAGACGAAAAAGCACUUUGGCUUCAGCCUGGGCUGCCCAUCUUGGCCAACGAAGAGCCGCGAAAUGCUGCGGACUCACUGGAGCUUUUGCUGCAAGGUCUAUGCGCGCGAUUCCAGGAAGACAUCGAAUGGAAAAGGUUUAUUUGCAUCUUUGUUGCUCUUUUGGGUCUGCUUUUGCAUGCAGUCGUGUUUCAUUAUCACCGGAGCAACUGGCUUGGCAGCUGAUGAUUUGGAUCUCGUGCUCCAGCUGCGCGGAGGGUUUGCCCUAGCAAGCGCCAUCUUGCUGCUUGGUGGCUUAGUCCUCUUUCGGCACAGGGCCCAAACAACUUCGGACACGGAGCCCGUGAGGUACCUGGACAGUGUUCGUCCCCAUGGAUCGGAUGAUUCUGGCGUUGCUGCCCGUGAAUCCGAUGGGUCAGCUGUCACAUUGUCCAGGGACAGCGAGGGUGAGCAGCGCGACCAGGAUUUGACCGAGGCACCCGAGGCGAAUACUGGCGCCACAGAUGAGAUCCAAAGUGUUCGAGAUGCGGGUGGCGAUGGUCUGCGUUGGCUGUCCCAGUUUCUGUACACGGGGUUUCCGGUGUGCUUGGUGUUGGCGGGCUAUGUCACCGCGUUGGUGUCCAACAUUCAGGGCAUUGCUGGAGGCGAAGCUCCCAAAAUCGCAUAUUGGCUCUACUAUGAGUCCAUCUUCUAUUCCAGUGCGCUCAUGUAUUUGAAUGCCUUCCGAGUGUCCUUGGCAUCGCUGAUUUGCAGUGUCUUCAUGCUAUUUCCGGCGACCAUUGGUGGGAUAAGAGCUGACUGGCCUGGGGGUGCUAUCUAUCCCUUGACUGUCUUGAUCUUACACCUGAAGGUAGUGACGGAUUUGAAGCGCUAUCAGCUGCAGGGCUUAGAGGAUUUGAAGAUGGUCGAGAAGGAGCAUGCCGAGUGUGAAUCCUUGCUGAACAGUUUGUUGCCAAAGGAAGUGCUUCUCAGCAUGCAAUCGAACACCUUGGAGUUAGCCUACACCUACCGCAAUAUGUCCAUGCUCUUUGCGGAUAUCGUGGGCUUCACCGGCUACUGCAAUAAACACAAGGACAACCCAAGUGAUGCAGUAAGGUUGGUGACGCACUUGUUUGCAAGCUUUGAUGAUUGCUGCAAGCUUUUGGGUGCCUAUAAGGUGUGCACCAUUGGUGAUGCGUACCUUGCAGUCAAUGAGCCCAAGACACAACACGACGAGAGUGUUACGGGUGCUUUGGUCUUGCUUCACUUGGCAAUGGCAAUGCUUCGCAUCAUUGUCAAGGUGCGAGACGAGGUGCAGCAUGAAGGACUCAACAUGCGCAUCGGCCUCCACCAUGGAGAAUUUGUGGCCGGAGUCAUUGGGAGCAACCAGCUGCGCUUCGACAUUUGGGGUGAGGAUGUUUUGAUGGGCAAUCAAAUGGAAUCAGAUGGUGAGCCUGGCCGGAUUUGCUGCAGCGCGACCUUUGUGGAAGUCCUAAAAGACUUCAAAGACUUUUCCUUCUCAUCACAUGAUCCGCCUCGAGUGAUCAAAUGUGCUGGGUCAAAUCGCACCUUGGAGAGUUUCUUGCUCGAUGCACCGCACGGCACUGGUCAGGGACGAAUCGAGUCCCCGCGAAGUGCCCAAAGGGGCAAAUCCUUUCGGCAAGUAUCUCCUAGAACACCAAGGAGGGGUACUAGUUCUUGAUGAUUCACAUCUGACAUAUCUGACAUUUGGGUCUGAAAAUCAGGGACCCCAAAGUGGC